Molecule: messenger RNA, 1713 nt
Organism: Thlaspi arvense
Lineage: Eukaryota; Viridiplantae; Streptophyta; Magnoliopsida; Brassicales; Brassicaceae
Source: the annotation of a GenBank genome assembly
AUGUCAAAAAGCAAAAUCUCACCAAGUCCUUGCCUAAUAAGGAAAAAUAGAAAAAUGAAACCAACGAUUAUAAUUUUAACGGUUUUUAUAUUUCUCCUUGUGUUGUUACCAACGGCGAUCCCUCACGACUACUCCGAUGCUCUAAGAAAGUCAAUCCUCUUCUUCGAAGGUCAACGCUCCGGCCGUCUUCCCAAACAACAAAGGAUGAAGUGGCGUGGUAACUCUGCACUCAACGACGGCAAAAACCUCAAAACCGACCUUGUAGGGGGUUACUACGACGCCGGAGACAACGUUAAGUUUCAUUUCCCGAUGGCUUUUACGGCCACGAUGCUUGCUUGGAGCUCUAUCGACUUCGGUAGUUACAUGUCUCAAAAUGAUUUCGGACACAGUAUCGUAACUCUCAAGUGGGCCACCGAUUACCUCCUUAAGACCGUCUCGCAACUCCCUAAUCGCAUUUUCGUCCAAGUAGGCGAAGCACAAGCCGACCAUAAUUGUUGGGAAAGGCCGGAAGAUAUGGACACGCCACGAACGGCUUUCGCGUUAGAUGCACCAGAUCCAGCCUCCGAUCUAGCCGGUGAAAUUGCUGCAGCGUUGGCAGCUGCUUCAAUCGCAUUCAAACGAUCAAAUCCAAAAUAUUCUAAAAUAUUGCUCGAUAAAGCCAUAAAUACGUUUCAGUACGCAGAUUUACAUCGAGGCUCUUAUACCGAUAACCCGAAGGUGAACCGAGCCGUUUGCCCCUUCUACUGCAGCGUAAAUGGAUAUAAGGAUGAGUUGCUGUGGGCAGCUGCAUGGCUGAGAAGAGCGACCGGUAAUGAUUAUUACCUAAAGUACUUGGUGAACAAUCGUCAAGCUUUCGGUGCAGCUUUCAGUUACUAUGAGUUUGGCUGGGACAACAAAGUUGGGGGAGUUAAUGUUCUCGUUGCCAAGGAAGUAUUUGAGAAGAAUGUGACUGCGUUAAGAGAGUAUAAAGAAACCGCAGAGAAAAUGAUGUGUUCAUAUUUUCCGGAAACGGUGGGUCCACACAUGACUUACACACCAGGCGGUCUCCUAUACAAACCAGGGAGCAGCCAGCUGCAGAACACGGCGGCUCUAUCUUUCCUCCUCCUCACCUACGCCGAUUACCUCUCUAAGUCCUCCCAACAGCUCCACUGCGGCAACCUCAACUUUAAACCGGAUUCCCUUCGGCGCAUAGUCAAACGACAGGUCGACUACGUUUUGGGAGAUAAUCCAAUGAAGUUGUCAUACAUGGUUGGGUACAGUGAUAAGUAUCCGCGACAGAUACACCACCGUGGCGCGUCUAUACUGUCAGUGAAUGUUCAUCCGCAAGCGUUCGGGUGCCUAAAAGGAUGGGAGAUAUUCGCAUCACCGAAUCCAGACCCAAACAUUCUCGUAGGAGCGGUGGUUGGAGGGCCUGACGUUGAUGAUAAGUUCAUUGGCAAACGGAAUAAUGCGAGCGACACGGAGCCUACAACGUAUAUCAACGCACCUUUUGUUGGUCUCUUUGCCUAUUUUAAAAGCAACCCCAACUUCUCUUGAUUCCCUUUUCUCUUUUUCCGAAUUUGAAUAUACUCCUACCCGCGUGUUUGUAAACUUUACUCUACAAUGAUAUUUUAUUAUUUUUAAGAGAAAACUGAUAGUUUAAGAAAUUUAUAUUACUCAAUUACGUUUUCUUUAUAGAAUUUUCUUUUGUUUUGUAACUUUUGUUGUUCUGCU